AGUCUUAAUAAUAAAACGAUUUUUGAGCAACUUUGGCCCGGUUCUUUCGGUUCUUGACGGUUUUUAUGCAUCGAAUCUUUGAUUUGUUUGACAUGACCUUCAUCGAUGGAGGUUGUUGAUCAUCCGGGACGCACCUCGUCUUGAAUUCAGUUUCGGUCUUCUUUGAGCAGUUUACAUCACUUAUACAAAAUGUCGGAAAAAUUACGGGAAGUUACAAUCCUUAAGGAUUUCGCCAAAAAUGAAUAUAAAAUCGGAACCUCGGUAGGUAUCGGAGGUUAUGGUGAAAUUUAUACAGCCUGUAAAGGAGGUGGAAAAAGCUACGAUUGUGUAGUAAAAUGCGAACCUCACGAUAAUGGGCCUUUAUUCGUUGAAAUGCAUUUUUAUAUGCGAAAUUGCAAACUGGAUGAUAUCAAUAAUUUCAAACGGAAGAACGGAUUAAAGAGUUUAGGCGUGCCUUAUAUGCUAGGACAUGGCUCAGUUGAUGUUAAUAAUAUAAAACAUCGCGGCCCUGAUAUAAGUAAGCACCUUUUAAGCAAUUCGCGGUGUUUACCAGAAAUCGCUGUUUAUCGCAUUGCUUUGCAAAUGCUGGACGCUUACGAGUUCAUACAUCGUUGUGGUUAUGUUCCUGCUGAUUUGAAAGCUGCUAACAUCCUCCUAGGUUAUGGUAAACGAGGUGGUGCGCAAACAUUUGCUCCCGAUAUGCUUGGCUUUCUUCGAAGUCAGCCACUUCAGCAAUUAUAUGAAUAUUCUAUAAAUAAUGCCAACUAA
Molecule: messenger RNA, 768 nt
Organism: Glossina fuscipes
Lineage: Eukaryota; Metazoa; Arthropoda; Insecta; Diptera; Glossinidae
Product: nucleosomal histone kinase 1-like
Exons: 3
Coding region: 190-768 (192 amino acids)
Biological process (GO): protein phosphorylation
Molecular function (GO): protein kinase activity; ATP binding
Source: RefSeq, a predicted model, not a curated record